AUGCCUGAUCUACGCUUUAACACUAGCAACGGUCCCGACGAUGAACCGACCAAGCUUUUGCUAUACGUCGAGUUCCCGGUUAUGCCCCCGAUGCUGAAUCCGGUCGGCCUUGCAGUCUGGCUAGUCCAUCGCGGCGACAGGAUGCUGGCCGUGAUCGAGGCCAAGCCAUGCGGCAUUAGGAGGGUUCCGCUACUCGCGAUGAUGGAAGCACUAUUGGAAUCUCAUUAUUCCGUAGUACAAGAUGCAGGCCAUUUGCACCGACUUCCAGAACUGGUUGUUUGUGGAGCUAUCUUGCAGAAGAAAUGUAAAGAUACGGCACCGUCCGCGGAGAGGUUUGAGGAUACCCUACUUGAAAUCUAG
Molecule: messenger RNA, 360 nt
Organism: Phytophthora sojae
Lineage: Eukaryota; Oomycota; Peronosporomycetes; Peronosporales; Peronosporaceae
Exons: 1
Coding region: 1-360 (119 amino acids)
Source: RefSeq, a predicted model, not a curated record